CGUCUUCCGCCGUCCGGGUGGUUCGCGCCGCUCCCCGCCCGGCCCGCUCCUCCGGUCCUGGUCUCGUGAGUCAGCCCCCGGCUCUGGGGUGGGAGGUCGGGGCUGCGCGGCCGGAAGGCGAGGGGCGCCGCGGCGAGGAACGGCGCUGGAUCGGGACCCGAGCCGGAGGCGCCGGAGAGAGGUCGAGGCUUUUUGCAGCCGUGGUCCCGGAAGCCGGUGCCCGCGCACGCUUUGCUUCUGAACGCCAAUUAAGGGGCUCCGAGGACCGGCUUCAAGUGCCAAAUCGACGGUCCCCGGUCCCUUUACUUCAGCGGAUCGAGGAGCCUGCCCAGGAGGCCGGUUCUGGGCGCCCGCCCGUCUCCCCCGCAGCCCGACGCAGAGCCCCUGGUGGGGGCCCCAGGCCAGGCCUGUCCCCUGGGGACUCGUCCGCUGCGCCUCCUGGACCGCGUGCACUGACCGCCCGGGUGACCCACUUAACCUCCCUGGCCUCCGUUCCCUGCCCAGUGGAAUAAUGGUCCCACCGAGAUAUCAGGGUAGCUGUGUGCAUGCGGUGCGGUGUGGCGCGUCCCAGGAACCGGAGUCCAGCUAACGUUUCCUUGUGUAGAUUUAGUGAAAUAACACCACCUUACAUAUUUAUCUUACUCAUUUCUUCUGAGACAGAGAAAUAGACACCCUGGAGGGAGCCUCCGAGGGUGAGUCCUGAACCACAGAUCCAGUUGGAGGUUGCCUUUCAAUAUAUUCGAGAUCAAGAUGAAUGCGGACUCGGAGCUUCUGUCUCUGGACGUCUGCAUGCCUGAGGCGUGUGACGAGCUGACAGUGAAAGGGGAGUCGAAAACUGGCCUCUCAGGGCACGAGUCCAGCCUGAAACGUGAUAAUUCACUGGCUAGGGAGACCUUCCGUAGACACUUCCGGCAGCUCUGCUACCAGGAGACCCCUGGACCGAGGGCGGCUCUCGUCCGACUGCAGGAGCUUUGCUACCAGUGGUUGAGACCCCACGUGAGCACCAAGGAGCAGAUUUUAGACCUGCUGGUGCUGGAGCAGUUCCUGUUCAUCCUGCCCCAGGAGCUCCAGAGUUGGGUGAGAGAGCACUGUCCAGAGAGCGGGGAAGAGGCUGUGGUUCUGCUGGAGGACCUGGAGAGGGAGCUGGAUGAGCCACAACCCAAGAUGGGAGUUCACAGGCACAGACAAGAUGCCCUGUCUAAAGAGGUUGUGCCUCUAGAACAACAGAUGUCACUGAACGUUCAGUCACAACAACAGGAGUCCCAGCUCCUGGGUGCCCCUGCGCAGGAGUUCCCUUCUAUUGGAGAAACAGAUGAAGUGACCAAGAAUGAGGACAGAGAGUUGGUGCUAAGGGAAGACUGUCUCAAGACAGCGGAGCCACAUGGGCCAACACCACAUGGGCAGACCUGUAGGGUACCACCUCAGGACCCUCAGCGUGGAAAAGCUGGUGGGCCUAAGGGUUUACUAGAGAGACAGUGUGGGCACCCCUUAGCAGAGGGGGGACAUAAGUGUGACGAAUGUGGGAGGAGCUUUGCCCAGAGCUCAGGGCUCGUCCGCCAUAGGCGGAUCCACACUGGAGAGAGGCCCUAUGUGUGCAGUGAGUGUGGGAAGACCUUCCGGUGGAGGUCUGGCCUUUUCAGUCACCGAGGCAUCCACAACACGCAGAAGCGCUACCACUGUGAGGAGUGCGGGAAGGCCUUCAGCCAGAGCUCGGGGCUGAUCCAGCACCAGCAGACCCACCGCGGGGACAAGCCCUACCAGUGCGGCCAGUGCGGGAAGGGCUACGGCCGGCGCUCCUUUCUCAUCGAGCAUCAGCGGAGCCACACGGGCGAGCGGCCGCACCUGUGCAUUGGCUGCGGGAAACGCUUCAACCGCCUCUGCAACCUCAUUCGCCACCAGAAGACCCACACGGUGGCCGAGCGUGACCAGCACUAGCAGGACACGUUCCUGUCCCCGAGUGAGUCAUGCGCACUGGGAGACGGGAAAUGC
This is a messenger RNA of Tupaia belangeri chinensis (Chinese tree shrew), 1989 nucleotides long. It is a transcript of the gene ZSCAN9, whose product is annotated as zinc finger and SCAN domain containing 9. Gene Ontology annotation, biological process: regulation of transcription by RNA polymerase II. The transcript has 4 exons. The record is from RefSeq and is a predicted model, not a curated record. Gene Ontology annotation, molecular function: RNA polymerase II cis-regulatory region sequence-specific DNA binding; DNA-binding transcription factor activity, RNA polymerase II-specific. Bases 751 to 1935 code for a protein of 394 amino acids. NCBI's taxonomy places the organism in Eukaryota, Metazoa, Chordata, Mammalia, Scandentia, Tupaiidae.